GAACGCUAGAUUGUGCUUUAUUUUUUUCCUCCCAACUUCAUGUUUCCAUGCACCAAAAUGUUGAUGCUACAAAUAUUGGAUACCACGCUUACCUGACAGGCUUCUUCCAUCCCACCUGGGCGCGGGGGCUCAGAGAGAGUGCGCGAACCGCUGCUGCAGCCCGCCUCUCGUGGCGGGAGCGGGCUCGGCCGGCCGCGGGAUCCCCUACUGGCCCGGGUGUCCGAGCCGCUCCGCCGCCAGAGCUCCCGCAGUCAGCCCCCGGCGCGCACGCGCGCUCCCCUCCGGCGGCCUCGGCGCCUCUGGUUUUUGGCAGGGCGGCGAGUGGAAGGCUCGGACGGGCGGGGCGGGGCGGGGCGAGGUGCGAGAGUUUGUGGCCACGUGACCGACGCCAACAUGGCGGCGCCCAGCGGCUUCCACCUGUUCGUCCGCAGAGGUUGUCAUAGGAUUUUCUCGUCACCGCUCAAUCAUAUCUACUUACACAAGCAGUCAAGCCGUCAACAAAGAAGAAAUUUCUUUUUCCGGAGACAAAGAGAGAUUUCCCACAGUAUAGUUUUCCCGGCUGCAGUUUCUCCAGCUCAUCCAGUCCCUAAGCACAUAAAGAAGCCAGACUAUGUGACGACAGGAAUAGUACCCGACUGGGGAGACAGCAUAGAAGUUAAGAAUGAAGAUCAGAUUCAAGGGCUUCGCCAGGCUUGUCAGCUGGCCCGACAUGUCCUCCUCUUGGCCGGGAAGAGUUUAAAGGUUGACAUGACAACUGAAGAGAUAGAUGCUCUUGUUCAUCAGGAAAUAAUCAGUCAUGAUGCCUACCCCUCACCUCUAGGCUAUGGAGGUUUUCCAAAAUCCGUUUGUACCUCUGUAAACAACGUGCUUUGUCAUGGUAUUCCUGACAGUCGACCUCUUCAGGAUGGAGAUAUUAUCAACAUUGAUGUCACGGUUUACUACAAUGGCUACCAUGGAGACACCUCUGAGACAUUUUUGGUGGGCAAUGUGGAUGAAUGUGGUAAAAAGUUAGUGGAGGUUGCCAGGAGGUGUAGAGAUGAAGCAAUUGCGGCUUGCAGAGCGGGGGCUCCCUUCUCUGUCAUUGGAAACACAAUCAGCCAGAUAACUCAUCAGAAUGGUUUGCAAGUCUGUCCACAUUUUGUGGGACAUGGGAUAGGAUCUUACUUUCAUGGACAUCCAGAAAUUUGGCAUCAUGCGAAUGACAGUGAUCUACUCAUGGAGGAGGGCAUGGCGUUCACCAUAGAGCCAAUUGUAACCGAGGGAUCCCCUGAAUUUAAAGUACUGGAGGACUCAUGGACUGUGGUCUCCGUGGACAAUCAAAGGUCUGCCCAAUUCGAGCACACAGUUCUCAUCACGUCGAGGGGCGCGCAGAUCCUGACCAAACUGCCCCACGAGGCCUGAGGAGCAACACGAAGGUCGCAAGAGACCCGGGGCCCUUUUUCUAAAAUUGCUGAAAUCCAGCUGGAGAACUUUUAGAAGAAACUGGCUAACGGCAGGCCCUAGAGUAACCUACCUAGCACCUAGCAGCGCCGGCUAGGGAAAAUGCGGUAGGGCUUGGGAGCCGUUCCGAACACAAAUCUGAAGCCCCGAAGUGGCCGUGCGCUUUCGGAGAGACGGUUCCUGGAGCCAGUCUCUCUUUCCCAGCGCGGGAAACGCAUCUGGAGAGGAAUGGGGACGCCCUCAUUUGGAAGACUAGGAAGUCUUAGCAAUGCAUACUUUCCCCUUUCCCUAGCCUUGAUUCUGCCCGAAUAGAAAGCAUUCACUCCUUAAAACCACUGUGUCUUACGGUUAAUUUUUGAGUCUCUGAACUUUUCACUCUCGCGCGCAGGAAUAAAAACCCGAGCCUAGCUGUUAGGA
Messenger RNA from Cervus elaphus (red deer), 1857 nucleotides. RefSeq names its product methionyl aminopeptidase type 1D, mitochondrial (gene METAP1D). Gene Ontology annotation, biological process: proteolysis. The record is from RefSeq and is a predicted model, not a curated record. The transcript has 10 exons. NCBI's taxonomy places the organism in Eukaryota, Metazoa, Chordata, Mammalia, Artiodactyla, Cervidae. Bases 394 to 1401 code for a protein of 335 amino acids. Gene Ontology annotation, molecular function: metalloaminopeptidase activity.